This is a messenger RNA of Pestalotiopsis fici W106-1, 1422 nucleotides long. Its product is annotated as Delta(14)-sterol reductase. The record is from RefSeq and is a predicted model, not a curated record. Gene Ontology annotation, cellular component: endoplasmic reticulum membrane. Lineage: Eukaryota; Fungi; Ascomycota; Sordariomycetes; Amphisphaeriales; Sporocadaceae. Bases 1 to 1422 code for a protein of 473 amino acids. Gene Ontology annotation, molecular function: Delta14-sterol reductase activity. The transcript is spliced from 3 exons. Gene Ontology annotation, biological process: ergosterol biosynthetic process.
AUGAAGAAGUACGAAUUCGGCGGCCCAAUCGGCGCGCUUGGUAUUGUUCUUGGACUACCAAUUCUACAGUGGUUCUACGUAUUCGGUUGCAACGACAUUUCCGGUUGUCCAAUUCCUUCCCUCCUCGAUCCCAAGAACAUCUCGCUCGAAACUCUCAAGGCCGAAGCAGGAUGGCCCGCGGACGGCAUUUGGGGCCUGGGCAGCUGGGAAUCGUUUGGUUGGACCUUGGCCUACUAUUUCUUGAGCUUGUUCUUGUUCCGUAUCCUGCCAGGCCAAGAGGUUGAGGGUACCGAGCUCGCCUGUGGCGGCAGACACAAGUACAAGUUCAAUGGUCUCGCAUCGAGCAGCAUCAUCCUCGCCGUAUGCCUCGCUGGAACCAUUGCCCAGGGCGCCGAGUUUCCUCUGUGGACCUACAUUACCGACAACUACCUCCAGCUCCUCACUGCCAACAUCAUCAUUUCGUUUGCCCUCUCCGUAUACGUCUACAUUGCUAGCUUUUCUGUCAAGCCUGGCGAUCCCGAGAAGCGCGAGUUGGCUGCUGGAGGUCAUACGGGAAACAUGAUCUACGACUUUUACAUUGGCCGCGAAUUGAACCCCCGCAUCAAUCUGCCGUUUUUCGGCUUGAUCGACAUCAAGACAUUUUGCGAAGUCCGCCCCGGUCUUCUUGGCUGGUUAUUGAUUGACCUUGCCUGGCUGGCCAAGCAGUACCGCAACUAUGGCUACGUCAGCGACAGCGCAGUGUUCAUCACUGUUGUUCAGGGUCUCUACGUCAUGGACUGCUUUGUGAUGGAGUCUGGUAUUUUGACCAUGAUGGACAUCACCAGAGACGGAUUUGGUUUCAUGCUCGCCUUUGGCGAUCUUGGCUGGGUCCCGUUCCUGUACUCCCAGCAGGUCCGUUACCUCUCCGUCUACCCUCUGCAGAUGGGUUGGCUUGGUACUGCCGGCGUCUUGGCUGUCCUUGUUACCGGUUUCACCAUCUUCCGCCUCAGCAAUGCCGAAAAGAACACGUUCCGUACAAACCCCAACGAUCCCAAGGUCGCCCACCUCAAAUACAUUGAAACCAAGAGAGGCACACGUCUGUUGACAACGGGUUGGUGGGGCGUUGCUAGACACAUCAACUACCUUGGCGACUGGAUCCAAUCUUGCCCGUACUCGCUCCCGACAGGUAUUGCCGGUUAUGUCAUUCUUAGUGCUGGAAGCGAUGUUCCUGGCGCCUUCAAGAUGGCGGAUGGCCGUGAGGUUAUUCAGGGUCCAGCCAGAGGUUGGGGCAUGCUCUUUACCUACUUUUACAUACUUUACUUUGGUGUGCUUUUGAUUCACCGAGAUGGACGCGAUGACGACAAUUGCAGCAUGAAGUAUGGCGAGGAUUGGGACAAGUACAAGAAGAUUGUCAAGUGGAGAAUCCUGCCCGGUGUAUACUAA